Messenger RNA from Rhagoletis pomonella (apple maggot), 827 nucleotides. Its product is annotated as SURF1-like protein. Gene Ontology annotation, biological process: mitochondrial respiratory chain complex IV assembly. Gene Ontology annotation, cellular component: membrane; mitochondrion. Lineage: Eukaryota; Metazoa; Arthropoda; Insecta; Diptera; Tephritidae. The transcript has 3 exons. The record is from RefSeq and is a predicted model, not a curated record. The coding region runs from base 294 to 812 and encodes 172 amino acids.
UGGCGACAUUUUACAAAUGAUAAAGUAUGCUGUCAAAUGCAUAGAUGUAUUUAACGUUCUCUGGAAAUUAGGUGGAAAAUCUAAAAUAAAAAAUCGUCAAAACGUCAUUGAGCUAAAAAAAAAAGAGUCAAAAUGAUGACGAUCUCGUCAAUUCGGCAAUGCUGCAUGGAGUUUUUGCUUUUCUUGAGAGCUGCAUACUGGCCUUAUGCUAUGGCAACAUUUUUAUCAGCUGAUCGUUAACCGCUGAUUGAAAAAAGUCUAUUUACCAUUGUGCAAUUAAAAAUAAAUAAAUUAUGCUGCGACUCGCGGCAAAAACAUUUGUAAAACACAGCGUUUCAACAAAAUUAAUUGCAAAUCCAUUUGGGAAGCUGCCUACGUCAAACACGUUUUCUUUGGUUCAUCGAAAAUGGCAAUCGAGUCGUGGGACUGGCACCGCUACCAUGCGGAUUGAUAGCAACAAAAAAAUAACACCUCUUGGCUGGUUCCUCUUGCUUGUCCCAGUGUCUACAUUUGGUCUAGGGUGCUGGCAAGUGAAACGCAAAGCAUGGAAAGAGCAAUUAAUCAGGAACUUGGAGCUUCAAACCAAAAUGUCACCAGUACCACUACCCACAGACUUUAGCGAGGUGUCUGCUAUGGAGUAUCGGUUGGUCGCUGUGCGUGGAAAAUUUAUACAUAAUAAGGAACUUAUUAUGGGACCUCGUUCAUUCAUACGCCCGGAUGGAAGUGAAACCGCUGGAGGCUUAUUUUCACAACGUGAUACCGGCAAUGGCUAUCUUGUGAUAACGCCGUUUAAACUGGCAGAUAGAGAGUAAGUACCUUGAGCUGCC